ACGAGCGUCAGCUGAGUGGAGUCAACGAGUUUAGGGUGAAAGUUCAUCCCCCACAUAGAUUGUUGCCUGUGAAAUUUCGAUCGACUAACUUUUAGAUCAAAAAGCUGCGCAGCAAACGUGCAAAGUUUUGGCGGUCCCAAACUCGCAGGAAGUUUGGAGGAGGUCUGCUCGUUAGGGCAUUCCUCGGGGGAUUGUGAAAGGGGUUUAUUAAGAUUAGUCUCUUUAUGCUUUUUCACGUGAAAGAGCCUUUAUAAGGCGACAUUUUCUUGUAGACGGUGGCGCGCUACACGACAGGAACAGGACUUGUCUUAUUGUGCAGAGUUUCAGUUUGUGCGUUUCAGCAUGGCAGCGUAUACGUUACCGGAGGGAUUCACGGACUUCGACAUGUUUACAUUCGGCUCAGCGCUGCUUGUCGGCGGCAUGCUCGGAUUCUUCCUCAACGCCAUCAGCAUCGUGUCUUUCCUCACAGUGAAGGAGAUGCGGACUCCCAGUAACUUCUUUGUGUUCAAUCUGGCUGUGGCUGACAUCAGUUUGAAUAUUAACGGACUCACAGCCGCGUAUGCAAGCUACAUCAGAUAUUGGCCAUUUGGUCAAGAUGGAUGUGCAUACCAUGGUUUUCAGGGGAUGAUAUCGGUCCUGGCAUCCAUUAGUUUCAUGGCAGCCAUUGCUUGGGACAGAUAUCACCAAUACUGUACCAGACAGAAGCUCUUUUGGAGCACAACUUUGACCAUGAGUGGCAUCAUCUGGAUUCUUUCUAUCUUCUGGGCUGCUGUUCCUCUCAUGGGAUGGGGUGUCUAUGACUUUGAGCCUAUGAGGACUUGCUGCACGCUGGACUACACCAGAGGGGACAGGGACUAUGUGACCUACAUGCUAACACUGGUGCUGCUCUACCUGAUGUUCCCAGCUGUCACAAUGUUGUCAUGUUAUGAUUCCAUCCAUAAACACUUCAAGAAGGUCCAUCAUCACAGGUUUAACACCAGUUUGCCCCUGAGGGUAAUGCUGAUGUGCUGGGGCCCUUAUGUCCUCAUGUGCAUUUAUGCCUGCUUCGAGAAUGUGAAGGUCGUGUCUCCAAAACUAAGGAUGGUGCUUCCAGUUGUGGCAAAAACUAAUCCCAUCUUCAAUGCUCUCCUCUACUCAUUUGGAAAUGAGUUCUACCGGGGUGGCGUGUGGCACUUCCUCACCGGACAGAAAAUUGUUGAUCCGGUUAUUAAGAAGUCAAAAUGAAAGGAAACCGGCAAGAAAACAAACAAACAAACAAACCACCAUUUGCUCUUACGAUAGGUUCCUCAUUCCUAAUUGGUAAAGUUUUAUGAAACCUGCUGAUCCAUUUAAGUUCCUAUACAAUUGUAAUAUUUUCACAUACAGUUGCUCAAAACUCAGGACAACCUCGUUGGAGCCACCACAGUAGCCUCAUGCUGGAUUUGUGUAAAUCUACAAGGUGGUGCUGCAGGUAAUUCACCCAGUUUAAAGUCACUGUAUUCUUUCAACAGCAAUUUGUACUUAACAUGCACUGCUCAUCCAUCUCUCAUACAAUAAACACGCUGUGUUGCUGCUCUCCUACUGCA
Molecule: messenger RNA, 1565 nt
Organism: Scatophagus argus
Lineage: Eukaryota; Metazoa; Chordata; Actinopteri; Scatophagidae
Gene: rgrb
Product: retinal G protein coupled receptor b
Exons: 7
Coding region: 343-1224 (293 amino acids)
Biological process (GO): G protein-coupled receptor signaling pathway; visual perception; phototransduction
Cellular component (GO): membrane
Molecular function (GO): G protein-coupled receptor activity
Source: RefSeq, a predicted model, not a curated record